UUACGUUUUACUUCAUUAAUAGCGCAUUAUUACGGUGUCUUUAACAGUUGCACUAACAUUCCUCAGUGUAAUUUCAUGCUAUGAAAUAAAUAUUAUGUUUUAGUUGGUAAGACAAAAUGUCAGAUAGCCUUUCUGAGGAAAUGAGUGGUGAAACAACUCGACUGUUAUCGGCCACAUCGAUGGAGAGGCCUAGAUCUGAUCAUUCAAGACAUGGAAUUGACCACUUGGCGACUGAAUCUGGCUAUGAGGAACUCAUGGGUGGUAAUGUUCCAUGUCCCACAUGCCGCGGUCUGGGAAAAAUACCGAAAGAACACGAGGGGCAGCUUGUUGCACUGAUACCAAUGAGAGACAAACGACUCAAACCACAAAGAACGAUCCUGUACGUGAUACUGGCAAUCAUUGUGUGUAUGUUGACGACAUUCCUCAUUCUGUUUUUCCUCUUCCCACGAGAUGUCAUUCUCAGCAGUAAUAAACCUGUCAUUGAUCCGAUCUACCUUAAAGUUAAUGUCAGCCAGACGUUCGCUAACAUCACAUUCAUUAAUGUAUUCAACUUCACGAACCACAACUUCGUGUCUGUCACUAUAACUGGGGCACGGAUGACGUCACUGUACGAGAGCAAGCAGAUAGCAGUGUCGGACAACACAACCAAUUUAAGAAUUGAUCCGCGCUCCAUGGUGUCUUACGGUGUGGAGAUGCAGAUCAUCUUCAAGACCAAGGAAUGGGAGUUCUUAGUGAAAAACUGUGAUGAUCCCAGAUUGUGGGUGCAUAAUUUGUUAAUAAAUUUUGAGGUGACUGCAAACUACACCUUCUUGGGGCAUGAAGAGCAGACAACUCUGUCUACAAUCCAACCAGUUAACUGUUACAAUGAGACGAAAUUAUAGCCCUAUGUGUAGACCAAACACUAACUACAGUGGUCAAACAGAAGUAUCAAAAGUCACAUUUUUCAAAGUUUAUUUGCAGCAAAUCUGUUUUUAUUUAUUGUGAACAAAUCUGUUUUCAUAUCUUGGGUCAGUUGGUUUGAAACAAAGCAUAUCUAGCUUUAAAUCCAUCACACACUAGUUGUACAGGGCAAAGUCAACCAAUUAUUUAUUGCUAAUGCUUGCCACACUAUUAUUCUGUAAUAUGAGCAAAUGUGCAUUGAGCUGCGGUUAGGCGCCUCCCUACAAGUAGUUUGGCCCAGCUCAUCCGUCUUCGGCAGUGACCCAUAUUAAUCUAGCCUCUACCCCUUGACUCCUGUCCUCGAUGAAAGAGCUGGCAGAACCUGUGCCCAGGACAGGUAUGCACUAUUACAGCUUGCUCUGAACGUGUAUGUUAAAACUCUUGACCUUGACCCUUUGACCAAUCCAGCAUGAGUGACUCUACCAGGGGUUGAAGCUCCCGCUGGUAUAACUCUCUGGAUCACUGAGACAUACACACGUCGAGGAAUGGACCAUGAGAGAGCUAAUUUUUAUACUGUAUGUUAAACCAAAUGAUCACUUUGGGAAUUAGUCAAAGUGGUUUGCAAACAUUAGCAAAAAAUGGUUGGCUGAAUGUAGGCCCUGUCAAAGAACAGUGUAUUCAAUCACAUGACAAAUUUAGGCCACUAGAAUGUAGAUUAGAACUAUUUAUUUAAUUCAAGAGUUGAAACCCUAACUCAAAUAAUCAAAAUGAUUAUAAAUUGUACUUUGCUCAAACACUAAAACUGGUUAUUAAUGGAUAUUACCAUUCAAGCUUCAGGGGCAUUUUUUAUAAUCCACCUCAAGUAUGGCAACAGUGUGCAUUCCACUGGUUGUAUGGUGGUCAUGGCCCAGUGGUAAAGCACUCGGCUGAUAUGCCAGUCUGGCCCCAUUAGGCUAUUUCUCAUCCUAGCAAGUGCAUCACGACUGGUGUAUCAAAGCCCAUGGUAUAUGCUAUCCUGUCUAUGGGAUAAUGCAUUAUAAAGAUCCCUUGCUAUUAAUGGACAAAUAUAGUAGGUUUCCUGUUGAAAAUUAUAUAUAAAAAUUAUCACAUGUUUGCUAAUGAUUAAUAAACAAUGUGCUCUAGUGAAGUCGAGAAAAACACUUUUCUUUCUGCUGGUGGUUUCAACAGAAGCUGGUUUAACCCCAGCCAGUCCCAGUAUAAGAUAUAUCAUUGAGUUAUUAUUGUUACUGUUAGGAACAUUUACAGUUAUGUUUUGUUUAACAACACAACUAGAGUACAUUGAUUUAUUAAUCAUUGGCUAUUGGAUGUCAAACAUUUGGUAAUUAUGACAUGUACUCUUAGAGAAAAACCACUACAUUUUUCUGUUAUAUUUAUGUUUGUUUUUCUACUACAUUUAUGUCUAUGUUUGUGUUAUUCAAGACAUCUUUUUGUCAAUGUACAUCUUACACUAAAUUUGCUUCUGGUAGAACACUAAACACUCACCAGGCAACUGUAUUUAUUACCUGCCUGAUAUUUUCAAACUUGAAAGGCUGAUAUAUACAUGAUCUAUACUCUACUCAAGUACUCAAAGUCGUUAUAAAUGGGUAUUAUCGUUCAUAAUCCAUGAUCUGUUUUGUGCAGGCUGGCCUUUAUAUAUAAACAGUUACUGGAUCUCUCCAGGCCCACAUCACUGACUGCAUCAAGGCCUGUUUGUCAUUCUUCUAUACAUGAACAUAUACAAAACUGGGUGUGGGUCUCACCAUUGAACUUUGACUGAUACAUCAAGUGUUUUUCAAUCUUUCUUCUGUGAAUUAAUUUAGUAACAUUUCGUGAAAAUCUUGGAAAACAUGAACAGUAUACACCAUUCAGUGCUUUCAGUGAGACUCAGGGGUUCUAGAAUUUUAAAAAAUUCACUUGCCAUUGGGCCAGUGGAUUUGAAAAUUCACUGGCCAUGGUAAAAAAUUCACUUGCCCAAUUUUAACUGUUGAUAAAAAAAAUAAAAACCACAGUAAAUUAAAAUAAUUAACUUUUUAGUGUACCGGGUACAUUUUGCAUACUGAGAUCAUAUGUAAUCAAUUUGUCAAUUUGCACAACACAUAGGCUCAUUAGGCACACUUUAUGUUUGUUUAGAAAAACAUGAAACCAUUUUUAUCAGUUUAGAGUAAAGUUACUUAUUAAAAUUUUUAAAUAAUUGUUUCCACUAAAACCACCUAAGUUAAUAUAUAUAU
Messenger RNA from Gigantopelta aegis, 3107 nucleotides. Its product is annotated as transmembrane protein 106B-like. The transcript is spliced from 7 exons. NCBI's taxonomy places the organism in Eukaryota, Metazoa, Mollusca, Gastropoda, Neomphalida, Peltospiridae. Bases 117 to 881 code for a protein of 254 amino acids. The record is from RefSeq and is a predicted model, not a curated record.